AUCAUUUUCAACUUUAUUAAAUUAAAUAAAACACAGAGUAGUUAUUCAUAUUUAAAUUAUUAUUGGUUUAUCAUUAAUCGAAAAUGCCCACAAAAAUCAUUUUAUAUUUAUUCAAAAUAGUAAAUGAAAGACAAGUGCCGAACGUAGUUGUCAAAGGUAGUAACUUUCGUUCAAAAAGUGUGGGAGUAGUUACGAACUUGCUUUCUGUCCUUCGGAAGUAGUCUUAGUCAGAACAGUGUAUUUGAUACGUUCUUCUGUGCAUUCGCGGUACUUUUCAGUCUAAAAUGCGUGCAAAGAACGUUGGAUACUAUCUUUUUUGGAGUCUGUUUCUAGCCUACCACGUGGUUAGCGAGACUCUGCCAUCAAUAGACAAAGACGAUGUGCUCAUAUUCACUGUCGCUACGAAAGAAACUGAUGGCUAUAAAAGAUAUCUUAGAUCAAUCGAUGUUUAUGGAUUUCGCGAUAACUUAAGAGUUCUUGGUAUGGGAACACCCUGGCUAGGCGGUGAUCAUGUAAAAACCAGUGUAGGAGGAGGAUAUAAAGUUAAUCUUUUAAAGAAAGCUCUUGAAGAGUAUCAAAAUGAUGAUGAGAGGAUAAUUAUAUUUACCGACAGUUACGAUGUAAUAUUUUUAAGCGAUUUAACCGAAAUAAUCGAUAAGUUCAAGAACAUGAACGCUAGAGUUUUAUUCUCUGCAGAAGGAGCCUGUUGGCCGGAUAGAUCAUUAGCUUCUAAAUAUCCUCCUGUAACACGAGGAAAACGUUUUUUAAAUUCUGGAGGUUUUAUGGGAUACGCUUCAGAUAUCUAUGCGAUUUUAACAUAUGCACCGAUAAAAAACAAAGAUGAUGAUCAAUUAUUUUAUACUCUGGCAUAUCUUGAUGAAAAAUUAAGGGAACAUCAUAAAAUUAAAUUGGAUCACAAAUCUGUAAUAUUUCAAAAUCUUUAUCUUGCUGUAGGUGAUGUAAAAUUAAAAUUUGAGGGUGGAAAGGCUUCCCUUUUGAACACUGUUUAUAACACAGAACCAUUAAUACUUCAUGGAAAUGGUUAUAGCAAAGAAUCAUUGAAUUCUUUGGGAAAUUAUUUGGCCAAUGCAUGGAGUCCUGAAGAAGGAUGUAUAAUGUGCUGGGAAGGAACGAUAGAAUUAAAUAAAACGAUACCAAAAUCAUAUCCGAUUAUAUUAAUCGCUAUAUUUAUCGAACGACCAACUCCUUUCUUGAACGAAUUUUUAACUACAAUAUAUCAGCAAGAUUAUCCAAAAUCGAAACUACAUUUAUUUGUCCAUAACAAUGUGGAAUAUCAUCAAGAUGUAGUCAAUAGUUUUAUGAAAAAUUUUGGAUAUGAAUAUAAUACUAGCAAACUAGUUUCUGUGAACGAUGCUAUGAAUGAAGUUGAUGCAAGAAAUUUGGCUAUGGAUUAUUGCUUAUUAAAAGAAUGUUCUGGAUAUUUCUCUAUUGAUUCUGUUUCUCAUUUAGAUAACAAAUAUACUUUGAAACUUCUAGUAGAACAGCAACGAGAAAUAAUCGCACCAUUAUUGGUUAGACCAUAUAAAAUGUGGAGUAAUUUUUGGGGUGCUAUAAUGGACGAUGGAUUCUAUGCUCGAAGUUUCGAUUAUAUGGAUAUCGUGAAAAAUGAACGCAGAGGAUUGUGGAAUGUACCAUUUAUUAGUAAUUGUUACUUAAUUAAUUCAACGCUAAUAAGCAACAAAGAAACUCGGCCAUCCUAUUCAGAAGGCGAUUUGGAUACGGAUAUGGCUUUUGCUUAUGCUAACAGAGAACGAUCCAUCUUCAUGUAUGUCAGUAAUAGACUUGAUUUUGGACAUUUGGUUAAUCCAGACAGUUACGAUAUCACAAUGACCCAUCCAGAUUUAUAUCAAAUUAUUGACAAUAAAUUGGAUUGGGAAAGAAGAUACAUCCACGAAAAUUAUUCGGAAAAUUUUAACUCGAAUCAAACUCCAUUGCAGCCUUGCCCAGAUGUGUAUUGGUUCCCCAUAGUGAACGAAAGGUUUACGAAAGAAUUGAUAGAUGUUAUGGAAAAUUUCGGAAAAUGGUCAGAUGGAUCAAAUCAUGAUCCGAGAUUAACGGGUGGUUAUGAAAAUGUACCAACCCGUGAUAUUCAUAUGAAUCAAAUAAAAAAUGAGCCACAAUGGCUAUAUUUUUUAAAGGAGUACGUUAGACCUCUUCAGGAACUCGUGUUCACCGGAUAUUAUCAUGAUCCACCUCGUGCCCUCAUGAAUUUCGUUGUAAGAUAUCGACCAGAUGAGCAACCGUCAUUGAAGCCACAUCAUGAUAGUUCAACUUAUACUAUCAAUAUCGCUUUAAAUAGAGUGGGAGUGGACUAUGAAGGUGGAGGUUGUCGAUUUAUCCGUUAUAACUGUUCCGUUACGGAUACAAAACCAGGCUGGAUGUUGAUGCAUCCUGGACGACUGACUCAUUAUCACGAAGGUCUUCGAGUUACUAGUGGUACUCGAUACAUUAUGAUUUCAUUUGUUGAUCCUUAAUCAGUAUGUCGAAUCAUAGGGCAUUCUUAUAGAUAAUAAAAAAAGAAAGAAAAAAACUGUACAAAAAUAUUCAACUGUGUUCUCAUAUAAAUAAAAUCUAUGAGAAAUUAUAUUAGUUGAGAACUAAUAUAAGGAUUGGGCAUUUUUUAUUUAAAAUAAAAAGAACAAAUACUUAUAAUAUAAUUUAAAUAAAAUAAAAAAUAUAAUAAAAUGCAUUUUAAAUAAAAAUGUUUGCAAAUAAAUUGUAAAAUCUUAUUUGAGAAAUAAAUUAUUUUUAAAUGAUUUGUUAUUUUAAAUAAUAAUAGAAAAAAAUAUAAGUAGAAUUUAGAUAAAAAGAAAAUGAUUUUGAGGAAUAGAAAUUUCGCAUAAAAAAAGCAUUCAUAGCAAAAAAAAUAUUUUUAUAUUUUCAUCAUAAAAUCAAAUAACAAAUAUCUAUCAGAUAUCAAAUAAAAUAACAAAUAAAGAAAUAAUUUAAUUUUAAAAUACAUUAUUAUUAAAAUAAUAUUAUUUAAAAUAAAGUAACGUAUAAUAAAUAAAAAAUAAAAUAAAAUUUUAUUUAAAUAAAAAUUUACUUCGAUAAAGCCCAAUCCUGGUGAAAACUUAAACUGCCAACGUGAACGAAAUAUGUAUUUCGAAAAAAUAAGAUUCUUAUAUCGAUGUUAUUUUUUUAAUAUAGAAAAAAUAUAAGUGUGAAACAGUUAGUAAUCGUAAGUGUUUGUAUAGAAAUAAAAUGUUAACUUGCAUUUGUAUUUAUCAUUUUGAAAAUACCACAUAACAAUCACUAGUAAAUCAGGUCAUAUUUUUACGUCCCUUUUUAUUUUAUUAUUAUUAAAAACUUGUUUUUUAUAUUAUUUACAACUUACGAUUUCUACACAAAUAUAUUUACAUUUUAAUUUGUAUCAUUCAACGCAAAGCUUGUUUCUUUUUACCAGAAUUUAGCUAUGCUUUUAGAUAAUAAUUAUGAACAUAUCCUAAAAAAUUACACACGCCACACUGUUUAAAAAAAAAA
This is a messenger RNA of Apis florea (little honeybee), 3504 nucleotides long. It is a transcript of the gene Plod, whose product is annotated as procollagen lysyl hydroxylase. The record is from RefSeq and is a predicted model, not a curated record. Gene Ontology annotation, molecular function: L-ascorbic acid binding; procollagen-lysine 5-dioxygenase activity; iron ion binding. NCBI's taxonomy places the organism in Eukaryota, Metazoa, Arthropoda, Insecta, Hymenoptera, Apidae. Gene Ontology annotation, biological process: peptidyl-lysine hydroxylation. Gene Ontology annotation, cellular component: endoplasmic reticulum.